This is a messenger RNA of Magallana angulata, 4967 nucleotides long. RefSeq lists its product as uncharacterized. The transcript is spliced from 8 exons. Bases 312 to 3269 code for a protein of 985 amino acids. Lineage: Eukaryota; Metazoa; Mollusca; Bivalvia; Ostreida; Ostreidae. The record is from RefSeq and is a predicted model, not a curated record.
CUUCAUUUUUACCUGGUAAAAGCAAGUGUACCACAUCACCUUAUUUCCCAAAUGAAAACAGUUUAGUGUACGUGAAAAACUGUAGGAGAAACAUUAAAAACCACCUCAAAUCAUGUAACAUAGGAGAUAUAGCUUCUGAGGGACAUUUGAUAUGUUACCGUGCUGGUGUUUUUUCGCUAUUUGGGGACUAUACCAUCUGUCCAUUUCAUCGAUACUCCCUUGGGAUACGAUGGAAGAAGAAGUCAUCCUGCUCACACCCGAGUCACAGUACAACGGCAAAGGCAGAGGUUGGGAGGAGCAUUACUUUGUCUAUGUCUCGGCACCUUCAUACAGUAUAUGGAUAUAUUGUCCCUAUUGGCUCAGGCUUGUGCAGUAGAUGUAGAAAAAAUGUAACCCAGGAAAUGAAAUGGUGCGAGUGCUGUAAAGAUGCAUCUUCUGCUCAAAUUUGCAAAAAUACCUCGGAUGACACCCCUGAAGCAACAUUACAGCAGUCCAGGAACCUCCAAACAAGGACAGAGAAUUAUGCUGAACAGUGCCAUACAGAGACAGAGAAUUCCGCUGAACAGUGCCAUUCAGAGACUUUGUCACAGACAGAUGAAUCGACAACAUAUACUUUGUCACAAGAAUCUAGCUGGAGCACUUCCUUAGAAGGACAAAUACACCUCACAGAUGGAAUAGAAAAUCUGAACAACACCUUGAUGUCUCUAAGUGGUGGCCAAGUAAGCCCUAUAAAGUUUCAGCUGAAAACUCCAUUGAGGGAGGUCCAGUCUAGCACUAGAAGAUAUUUAAAAAGGAAGGCUAAGGAGGUAGUGCAUACAGUUCUCAAUCAUUUGGCUCCAGGACAAUCCAGUGAUAUGUUCCAGUUACUUUAUGAAGACAACUGUCAUGAGGAUACAGAGCAAAGUGAUAAAACAGAACUUAAAAUCACUGAUACAAUUCUUCAACUCUAUUGUGAAGCUGAAAACAAUGCUCUCAAACGUCAACUUCUGUCCCUGCUGUCCUUGCCGAAUGCACAUAGUAAAUCGAAACUUCAGAAACUCAUUCCAGGACUUACAAAGUGGGAAAUUGAUCAAAGUCGAGCACAUGCUGCAUCUCAUGGAGCAGGUUCUUUACCAGGACCUAUGGAACCAGGAUACCGGCAUCGCAUGAACAAAGAAAAGCUGGAGCAUGCUUUAUCUUUUUUCUUGGAUCCAAAAUUUCAUCAAAUUUGUUCAUAUGGAACAAAAGAUUUGCAUUGUAACAAUGGACAGACUGUCACCAUACCCCAAGUAGUGAGAACAACAUGCCACUCCUCUCUCCUACAAAUGUACAAGUCAUACUGCUCUGAAACCAGUUUUGUUCCUUUGUCAGAUUCUACUCUCUACAAAAUUCUGUCUACAUGCUCUGCAAGUAAGAGAACCAACCUAACAGGUCUAGACAACAUUGCCACUGAUGGUGCUGCAGCUGUAGAUGACCUAAUAAAAAUGUGUGACCAAUUAAAAGGAUUAGGAUCUGAAACAAAUACAGUUGCCAAUCUCACCACUGCCUUAAAAUCCCUAAAGAUGUACCUCAAGUCAGAAUAUAAAUUUAGCGUGGGACUAUCUAGUGGAUGCCAAGAUCAUUGUUUGAAGUUUGCUUUGAGUCACCCAACCAAUGUGCUGUUGCAGGAAGAAUGUGAUCAUUCCCAUGAAGAAAUUUGUGGAAAAUGCAACAUCCUCAAUGAAAUAAACAGUGCCUUGUUUAAUGAAAUCCAAAAUAUCAGAACAUCUGACGUAGCAGAAGAGUUAGCAUUAACAGCAGAGAAAGCUCUUGAGAAAAUAUCAGAUUGGAAAGCCCACAUACUAAGGACUCAGAACCAAGAAGAGGGUAGAUAUAGAGCAUUAGAAGAGCUGCAGCCACACCAACUUCUGAUUAUUAUGGACUGGGCAAUGAAGUUCCUUCCUGCACUUUAUAGAGAAAAGCAGUCAGAUUUUUUUGGACAAAAAGGCAUGAGCUGGCAUGUUUCUGUUGCUAUAUUUAGAGCAGAAGAUGGAUCUUUGAAGCACAAGACAUUCAAUCACAUUUUUGGAGCAGUGAGGCAAGAUUGGUUUGCUGUUGCAUCAGCCAUCGAGCACAUCCUAAAGAGUAUAAGAGUACAAAUGCCUGGAAUUGAAGAAGUUUUUUUACGAAGUGACAAUGCAGGUUGCUAUCACUGUGGGUGCCUGUGGCUGAGCAUGCAUGGAAUUAGUGAAAGAACAGGUAUCAGCAUUGUACGCUAUGACUUCAGUGAACCUCAGGCAGGAAAAAGUUAUUGCGAUGCCAAAAUUGCCCAUAUGCGAUCCAAAUUAAGGAUGUUUGUUUCAUCUGGAGAAAAUGUAACAACACCAUUUGACAUGAAGAAGGCAAUAAUGGAUGGAAGUGGUGUAGCAGGAUGUCAAUGUGCAGUUGUGGAAGUUGACAGGAAAAACCAGACAAUGACUAGUCAUUGCAUCAAGGGAAUCACCAACAUUAAUAAUCUUGCCUUUGAAGGAGAUGAUAUCAUUGCCUGGCACAGUUUUAGUAUUGGUAUUGGUAUCAAGAUAAAAAGAGAAGAUGUCUUGAAAAGUGAGCAGCUUGACACAGGACUCAUCAUACUGUCUGACUUUGAAGAACCAUCAAAAAACUAUGGUGUGAUCUCUCACAUAAAAAACUGUUCAGUUACACCAACCAGUAUUUUCCACUGUUCUGAAUUAGGCUGUAAUCAGCAGUUUUCCUCAUACCAAAUACUUCAAGAGCAUAUUCUUCUGGAUAGACAUGUUCAAGAGAAAACAUCAACUUAUGAUGCUCUACGACAUCAUUGGUCCGAGUUGUGUAAUUCCAAUUUGUUCAUUUCUAAACAGCUGGUGCAAAUAGGCAGAGAUCACCAUACCCUUGUGAAGAAUUCAUCAGUAGAGAAGCUUCAACAAGGAUGGGCACUGAAAAAAACAAGGAAAUUUGCACGCUUCUCUUCCAAAGUGAAAGAUUUUCUCCAUAGAGUUUUUCAAGAGGGCGAAGAAUCAGGAAGGAAAGCAAUUCCUGUUGAAGUAUCUCAACGUAUGAAAUCUUUGCGAAACAGCACUGGAGAGAAGUUUUUCGAUCCCGAUGAAUGGCUGCAGCCUUCUCAGAUUAACUCCUUUUUUUCAAGACUUUCUCUGAAUGCAAAAGCCAGGGAUAUCAAGGAUGAACCAGAAGAAGAUGACCAUCUGCGAGAAAUACUACAGUCAAUAUAUGAGGAAGAAAAAAGAGACAGCAUUAGAGAUGCCAUGACCUUAGAACUUGACAGUCCAAUAUGAUUGUUUAAACUUGUAAAUGUAGAAAUAUUGGUGCUGUCUUUCAAUGAUUGUUGGUUUGUUUAGAUAAUGUCUGUAUGUACAUCUAACAUGCAUGGAAUCAUAAAUGAUAUGUGGCUCUUUCAGCUUCUGUGGUUGUCAUGGCAAUAACAGUUGUGAUAAUGCAUAGAUAUCUAAAAAGUAGAUUUCAAAAGAAAGGAAAUAUACAUGUGGGUUAUUUUUUUGUAUUAAUUUUUAUCAAUUUUAAAGAAUUAAAAUGAAAAAAAGCUAAACUUUAAUUUGCUCACAGUCAUAAUUACUAGCUAAUAGACUCUUUGUGAUUUUGAAAUAUUCCUUGUUGAAACAUAUUAGCACAGGACUUUACUUUGAUUUAUAUAUAGAUAUACACGUGAAAAGUCAUUUCUGCUUCAACUCUUUCUGUAGUCAUUAUGCUGCCAUGGUAACAGAAAUUUACAAUUUAUCUAAAUUUUGAAUUCUGAGCAUUGGCAUUCUCAAUUCUGUAUAUUUGAAAUUAAUGAAUGUUUCGUUUAAUAUCUCAGUUUGAUCUUUUAAAUAUUUGACAAAAUUUUAUUUUACUCAAAUACAGAUUGUGAUGAUAUUUUUUGUUGCUAAGGUAAAAGAGUAAUACUAAGAUUCCAAAUGCUUUAAUUCAAGUUUAAGAUAUGUAUUUUCCUUGCUACAUGUAUAUGCUCAAAAUUUUUUAAACUUUUGCGGCUAACUGAAAUAUGCUCCCAAAAUGUAAAAAUUUAAGUUGUAUUUUUUAAGGCAAUUUUUUGGAUAUUUCGUUGCCAUAGUAACAGUUUGAUAGUUAAUAAGUCACCAGUUUUAUCUGUAUUUUGUCAUUUUUAGGAUGUGUACUUUCUAUCUUAUAUGCUUUAUUUCUUUUUAAACUUGUAUUUAUUAUUAGCAGUAUGUCCACAAAAUGUAACAAUUUUUGGUUUUUUGAUGAAAACGAUAUUUUGGGAAAUUUUAUUGACAUGGUUACCAAAUGCUUUUUAAAAACCCAUCGGUUUUAUCUAAAGUUUUCAAUGUUCAAGGUGUGUACUUUCUAUUUUAGGUAUUAUGAUUUCUUUGACAAGUGUUAUUUUUCCACAACAUCUUUCCAAAAUAUGAUAAUAGGUAGUGUAUAUGUAAAAUUUGAAUUUUCAUGUAGUUUCAUCGCCAUGGUAACACAUUAUGUAUUUAAAAACCCAUGAAUUUUAUCUUAAAAGUGUUUUGUAAGGGAUGUGUACUUUUUAUCCUCUGUGCUCAAAAUUUUGGCACAUGUGGCAUUUUUACGUAUUAUGCCCUUGAAAAUGUUCGAUUCUGAGGAAAAACCUUAAUGACGAUUUCUUAAAAAACAACAUGUUUUUAACUUAUUUUUACCAUUUGUUUGAAAGGUAGAAUAAUAUUGUUAUUAUGAUUAACAGUGAAUAUAUUGGGCCAUAUUUACAGAAACAAAAAUAAAAUUUGUAUAGUUUUGUUUAAUUUUUUUUUUUUAAUUGCCUAAAGUAAGAGAUUAAUUCAAAAUAGUAUGUGUUUGGUGUUUGCUGUUCAGGUACAUUUACAUGGUGCCACGUUACCAUGGCAACAAAGGUUGAACAAAAAAGUCAUCAUCUCCAAUGAUGUUCUGGUGGUCCAUAAAACUUCAUAUUAAAAUUUCAUAGAAAUCUGAGUUGGUCAUGAAUCACCCCCUGCCUGGUUCUUACAAAUAGCUGUACU